Chiloscyllium plagiosum (whitespotted bambooshark) is the source of this 6681-nucleotide messenger RNA. It is a transcript of the gene parp14rs3, whose product is annotated as poly(ADP-ribose) polymerase family member 14-related sequence 3. Gene Ontology annotation, cellular component: cytoplasm; nucleus. Lineage: Eukaryota; Metazoa; Chordata; Chondrichthyes; Orectolobiformes; Hemiscylliidae. The record is from RefSeq and is a predicted model, not a curated record. Gene Ontology annotation, biological process: protein poly-ADP-ribosylation; negative regulation of gene expression. Gene Ontology annotation, molecular function: NAD+ poly-ADP-ribosyltransferase activity; transcription corepressor activity.
UUUAUUUGGAAGCACUAGCUUUCGCGGCGCUGCCCCUUCAUUAAUCAGGGUGACAUUGGCUACCUUUAAAUACAUAUUGGCUCUGACCAUAUACAGUCAUGCACAUGAUUAGGUCUGUAAUCUUUCACUUUCGAUUGUCGUUCACGGAAGGAUGUUUCCGAGCAAUGACAAGACGAAUAGAGUUAUAAAGGAUAAUACCCGUCCCCCGAGGAGGGAACUCAGUUUGAAUCCUCCCCAGACCUCUCCGGUAGAGUAACCUGGUUCCAGACCGAGGGUUGACAAGCGGCAAGGCUGAAGCUGCGAUCUCAGGGAAUUCAAGCCAGGAGUAAUGGCAGAAUUCCCGGUGUUAGUGGAGGGACUGCCUGUCGAGCUGGACUCUGUCAAAAGUAAACUCGCCAUUUAUUUCCAAAGCAAAAAGAAAUCCGGCGGAGGAGAAUGUGAGAUCAAAGCACACGAAGAUCCGAGGAAAUUCCUGGUCUACUUUAAAAAUGAACAGGUGAAGGAAAAUGUGUUGAAGAAGGAGUUCCAUACAGUGCAGCUAAUGAGCUCAGAGACUGUUCCGCUUCGAGUUAUCGAGUAUGAGUCCGGCAAUAGGAGAAAAAGGUCUGAGAGCCCCAAUAAAUUUACAGCAAGCUCCAGCAAAAAGCUAGCAAUAGAACAAAGCCAAUUACUGACCGGUUCACAAAGCCACAACAGCCAUGAACAAAGCCCAACAAAGGGAUUUCAAAAUCAAGAGUCUUCAGUUCCAAUUGAAGAAUCAGGUCUUGAUCCAUACGACACAGAGGACAGUUGCCUCAAUCAGUUGCUGAUCAACAGUGACGGUCCAUUAGAUACAGAUGUUGUCGCAAUGUAUUUUGAGAGGUUUGCGUCAGAUGUGGAAAUCCAUGUAAAUGAUGAAACUUCUUGGUUUGUAACCUGCUCAAGCAAAGAGGAUUUGGAGAAAAUAAUUUCACAAAAACAGCACAAGCUGGGUGGCAAAACUCUGGAUGUGCAAUUAUAUGAUAAAAAGAAAGAAGAUGAUAAAUAUGAGCCCCGAACUUUUCUUCUGAAAGGUUUUGAUGUUAAUUCGAGAGUAGAUCAUAUUUCACUGUACGUUGACAGCCUGAGCAAUAACACACGGCAUCAGAUUGAACCUUUGCAGGAUGGUGAAAAUGUAAUGAUCAUAUUUGAGACUGAUAUAGACACCAACUCCUUUCUGAAGAAUUGUGGUCAGAAGCCAUUUGAAAACCAUUAUAUCACUGCCCAACGUCUGGCCAAGACAAAUUCGGUGCAAAUAGAAGGAGUUCAGCCCAGUUUGAGUGAUGAUUACCUGGACUUGUACUUUUCAAAUACAAAUCGCAGCGGCGGUGGGGAUGUCACAGAAAUCAUUGUUCAAAGACAUGCAAAGAAAGCCAUUAUUCAUUAUCAAGAUCAUGAGGUGGUAACAAGAGUUAUCGAGAGGGAACAUUGCCUAAAGGGUAUUCAGCUGUCUGUUAACCGUUAUUACCAUGAUCAGCAAUUAUCAUUGUGUGUAAGUAAUGAUCCAAAAUUCAAACUGCCUGAACAAUAUAGCAUUUGCAUCAAUCCCAUUCUUCUCAACUACAUUGAAAAGACUCGUUACUAUAAACAAGAGUUAGAAGAAAUUGCGAAGAGUGUUUAUUGUAACAUUACCUUUGCCAACUCUGCAAAUGCAAGUGAAAUGAUUCUGAAGCCAUCUUUUGAUGCAAAUAUAUUGCUGUAUUACAAAAUUGCUAAGGACUGGAAGAAGCAGGCAGAAGAGGCAAUUCGGAAAUUCAUUGAGCAAUUUGACUUCAGAGACUUUCCAACAGAUAAAGAAUUGUGGGAAAAGGUGAAGAACAGAAGUAGGGGACUGAAAGCACCUGGCCUUGAUGUUUGUUAUUUUUCUGCACAAAACAAGGUCAUCCUUGUUGGCAAAAAAAAUAACACCUUGGAAGCUUCCAAAAUCCUAGAGGGAAUAUUGGAAAAGGCAAGGAAAGAAUUAGCUAUCAUAAGGAAUACUGUUGAAGAGCAGAUAUUAUUGCAAUGCCUUGAGGAGUUGGAGUUUGUGCAAAGCCAUGUCAAAGCCACUGUUUCCUCUGUGGAAAUAUCCACCUGCAAAGCUCCCCCUGCCUUAAAACUGAAAGGGCUGAAGGAAGAUGUUUGCCAAGCUCUCAAAAUCAUCAGCCAAUUUCAGUCGCAAUUAGAAAGGAAACCUCUCCAUCAGUCUUCAUGCAUUAUGGAUUUUAUCAAGUCGUUAGACCUCAAGGAAUUUGUGCAAACUCACUUCAUUCAAAAUGGCAUAAAGGCAACAUUGGUGCACGGACAAUCUGUUGAGCUCUUGGCUGUCAAGGCAGAUGUAAGUAAAGGGGAAGAUAAAAUAAAGCAACUUUUCCAGGAAAUUAGGAUUGACUUGACUCCACAACAAAUCAAAGUCACUGAAGAUGACAAGUGGAAAAGAUUCUUCAAUGAUUUGGAAGUUGACAUGAAGUCAAACAAUGUAGGCUGCAGAAUCAGAGAGGAGAAAAAUCAAGGUGCCAUAUUAAUUGCAGGAUAUUCAAACAUUGUUGCUGAUGUUGCAAAAAUGAUAAAUAAUUACCUGGACAAUAAGAAGGUGAUUACACAACUCAUAUCUGCCACGGUAAUGCAGGUGGACUAUGUGGAAAAUUGCUUCACUCUUUCAGAACUACCUGAAAUGCAAAGCAAAGGCAUAAUUAUAUCAUAUAUCAGAAAGCCUUCUCCAGGUAUAAAAAUAUCUGGUGCAGCAGAGCAUAUGAAUAAGGCAGUUUCUGCUAUUAAAGAUAACUUAUCACAGAUUCAGUCAACAACUUAUACUUACAGCAAGCCAGGAGAGGCCAGAGCUCUGUCUAAACAUAAAGACAUCCUAAAGGUCAAGGCCAAAGGUCAUGGCUGCAUGUUGUUAAUUGAAACCAAUGAGGACUACCAGAGUUUGACAAGUCACCCACAGCCUAUCAUUGCACAACAGAAACAAACCCACAUUACACCAACAUUAUCUCCCAACGCAUCUACAUUGUCACCUACAGCAAUACAAAUAAGUGGGAUAACAAUUACUCUAAAAAAGGGUGAUAUCACCCAGGAAAGUACAGAUGCAAUAGUAAAUUCUACCAACAGCACUUUAGACUUAAAUUCUGGUGUGUCCGGUGCGAUACUACAAGCUGCAGGCAGUUGUGUACAAGAAGAAUGCAAGGCCCUAGAGCUCCAGCCUUCUGCCAACUAUCUACAGAAUCUACUGCUGGCUCUCUCUGGGAAAAGAGGUAAACAAUCAAAUGAUGGUGUUGCAGUCACACAAAGUGGCAAACUUCAUUGUAGACUAAUAAUGCACAUGGUUGGGCCCACAACAGCAACUGGGAUCACAGCUUCAGUACAUAACGUUCUUAAGGAAUGUGAGAAGCAUAACGUCACUAGUGUUGCAUUCCCAGCCAUAGGGACAGGUAAAGGUGAAAUCAGUUGCAAAACUGCCAUCCAUGCUAUCUUCAGUGGACUGGAGAAUUAUUUCUCAAGUAUUUCAACGUCCAGCAUGAAAUCUAUUUCCAUUGUGGCAUUUGAGCAAUAUGUUUAUGACACAUUUGCUGAGGCUUUUGAAGAGAAGAGUUUGACUUCCAGCGUUAACAAGAUGGGCACAGCACAGAUGACUAUGAACCCACAAGGUAGUAUCACUACACAAGGUAAAAGGGGUGGUCUAUUGCCUACACAGCUGAAAAUCCACAAUGUUUUUGUGGAAGUGAAGAAAGGAGACAUAACCAAUGAGAGUGUGAAAGCAAUAGUGAAUUCUACAAAUACAACAUUAGAUCUCAAUUCUGGUGUCUCUGGGGCAAUACUUGCAAAAGCUGGCAGUACUGUUGUAGAUGAAUGUAAGAAACUGGGUUCUCAGCCUAAUGAUGGUGUGGUCGUUACCAGUGGUGGCAACCUUACCUGUGAUUAUAUCAUACAUAUGGUCGGUCAAAGCAGUCCAGCAUUGAUAACUGCCUCAGUAGAAAAAGUAUUGCAAGUAUGUGAAAACCAUCAGAUCACCACUGUAUCUUUCCCUGCUCUAGGAACAGGUAUGGGAGGAAUGAAUCCACGGGACACUAUGGAAAGCAUGUUGAUUGGAUUUGAAAAUCAUUUGUCACAAAAUAAACCAUCCAGUAUUAAGCUUGUUUACAUUGUUGUCUUCCAAACUGACAUGUAUGAUAUUUUUUCUGACGUCUUGCUACAAAAAUCGCAACAGAAAUUCAACUCUGUAGAAGUAACCAUUGGCAAAGUAAAAUUGGUAGCUGCUCAAGGUGACAUCACAGCAGAACAGACUGAUGCAAUUGUAAACUGUACAAAUGUCAACCUUAACCGAAACAAGGGGGUUUGUGGUGCUAUCUUAAAAGCAGCCGGACAGUCAGUAGUGGAUGAAUGUAGCCAACUAGGUGUCCAAAAUGAAGACACUGUUGUAAUCACAAAAGCAGGAAACCUUCAAGUGAAGUAUAUCAUACAUUUGGCAGGCUGGCUUAAAGCACAAAAUACAAAAGGAUCUUUAGUAAAAGUUCUGAAGGAAUGCGAAAACCUAAAAAUAAGUUCAGUGUCCUUCCCAGCAUUGGGCACAGGUGAAGCAAAACUGAAUCCUCAAGAUAUUGCCAAUGCACUGCUGGAUGCAAUAAGUGAUUAUGUGGUGGACUUUGUUCAACCUUCACUCUCUUUGAUAAGGAUUGUAUUGUUCCAUUCAUUCAUGCUGGAUUCAUUUCGCCAAUGUAUAGAGAAGCGUUUCAAGCAUUCCCAGUCCACUGUGAGACCUAUUGAUGCAGUUCGACCUAUUUAUCCAGUCAUUCUGACAGCAACAAAGCAUUUGACUGCCACAGUUGAGAUAUAUGGUGUGAAGAAGGAAAACAUUGCUGGGGCACAGAAGGAUGUUGAAAAUAUCAUCAAAGAAUACUGCAUCAGCAAAACAAUCCCCACUACAGUUGCAGGCUGUUUCUUAGAUGACGAGAAGCAACAGAUCAUGGAUCUCUGUGAAAAAUACAACCUGAAAGUUGAAAUUCGGGAAAAGGAAAUAGUAGUAGACGGAUAUCACGCUGAUGCUCUGGAAUCCAUUGUGCAAGUGAACUCUAUGCUUCAAACUAUCACAAGAAGAGAGCAUAGAAAGCAGGAUGAGAUUCAGUUGAAGAAAACUGUCCAAUGGGAGAUUAUAACGGAUGAAUCUGCUCAGCCUUAUGAUCAAUCUUUAAACUAUGAAAUUGAGAGAGCUUACCUGGAUAAAAAGAAAACCAUAGUUUACAUGAAAAAUGGGGAAAAGUGCACAAUUGAUUUGACUUUGUUGCAAGAGAAAGACUCAAAAGGAAAUGUAGUGGAUAUUAAAAGAAGUGUCCUUCAAGGAGCAGUAUUUGAACUCCCACCAAACUGGAGUUACAUGAAAAAUCAGGAGGUGUUAAUAGUUCUUCUUCAGUCAGGUACACAAGAAUACAGAGAGGUGGUAAAAACAUUCAUGAAAUCUUGUGGGAAAACAAUUGUUGACAUUGUCAAGAUCGAAAGGGUCCAGAAUCGCAAGCUUUGGCAAAGUUAUUCUGUCAGAAAACAAAAUGCAGAAAGAAAGUAUCCUGGAAUGACUAUCGAGCAGAUCCUGUAUCAUGGAACCACAAAGGAAAUUGCCCAGAGAGUGAACAAAACUGGGUUCAACAGAAGCUUUUGUGGGAGAAAUGCUACUUACUUCGGAAAAGGAACUUACUUUGCUUUGGAUGCCUCAUAUUCAUGUGACAACAAAUACUCCAACCCUGAUUGUGAUGGAUGCAAAUGCAUCUACCAAGCACGGGUAAUUACUGGGAAGCUGUGCAAAGGAGAACCCAAUAUGCUGGAACCAAAGCCUGUAGACCCACAGAUCGACUCCGCUGACCUUUGUGACUGUGCAGUGAAUGAUGAAAACAGCCCUUCCAUUUUUGUUAUUUUUUGCGAUGACGGUGCAUAUCCAGAAUACUUGAUAACUUUUAAAACAAGAGUAGCAUGAGUCCAAAAUAACCCAAUCAAGCUGUCGUGCUUUUAUGGCAAAUCAUUAGAGUUUUAUUCACUUUCUUAGAAAAUCCAGCAUUCUGCAAAUUGCAUUUUUUGGGAUGUUCUUUUGUAACUGAUUGCCAAUGCAAGCUGUUUCCAAUGAGCAUGGAACAGCUUAACUUUAACGGACAAAAAGCGUGUGCCUUGUUUCUUUACCAUACAUUACCAUCUUAGAUGUUGAACCAGAAGUUGAAUAAUGGGAAUAUAGGUAUAGGAGUAAGCCAUUCAUUAAGACUGUCCUGCCAUUGAAUUAGUUCAUGGCUGAUCUUCUACCAUGUUGCCUCUUUUCGGUUUAAUGUCAUUAGUCUCCAAAAACACACUGAUUUCUGCCUUCAACCUGUUCAAUGUUUGAGCUUCCAUAACUCUCUGGAGUAGAAAAUUCCAAAGAUGAGCCCUUCUCUGAGUGAAGAAAUUCCUCUUCAUCUCAGUCUUGAAUGGCCUGUUCCUUAUCCUGAUUUUCCAUCUUCUUUCUUUGGAAUCACCAAUCAGGGGAACCAUCCUAUCCACAUCCACCUGUCAUAUCCUGUAAGAUCUUUGUAAGUUUCAAUGAGUUCACUUCUCCAUCCUGGAAACUCUACAGACCCAGUAGAAUGGAACCAGUUUCGUCAAUCACUCCUCAUUAGUAAAUCCCACCUUCUAGUGAUAAUCUAGUGAACCUCCAUUGAACUUUCUCUAAGG